AUGUCUGAACGCCCUGAGAACAUCGGUAUCAAGGCCAUUGAGCUCUACUUCCCCAGCCAGUGUGUUGACCAGGCCGAACUCGAGAAGUUCGAUGGAGUCAGCGCUGGAAAGUACACCAUUGGUCUCGGCCAGACCAGAAUGAGCUUCUGCGACGACAGAGAGGACAUCUACUCGCUCGCUCUGACCGCCGUCUCCUCGCUCCUCCGCAAGUACAAGAUCGACCCCAAGGACAUUGGUCGCCUCGAAGUCGGUACCGAGACCAUUCUCGACAAGUCCAAAUCGGUCAAGUCCGUCUUGAUGCAGCUUUUCAAAGAGUCGGGCAACACCAAUGUCGAGGGUGUCGACACUGUCAACGCUUGCUACGGUGGCACCAACGCACUUUUCAACGCCAUCAACUGGGUCGAGUCCUCAGCAUGGGAUGGUCGACUCGCCAUUGUCGUCGCUGGUGACAUUGCUCUUUACAAGAAGGGUGCCGCCAGACCCACUGGUGGUGCUGGAUGCGUUGCCAUGCUGGUUGGCCCCGACGCUCCCCUGGCUUUCGAGCCCGGCCACAGAGGCAGCUACAUCACCCACGCAUACGAUUUCUACAAGCCCGACCUGACCAGCGAGUACCCCAUCGUCGACGGUCACUUCUCCAUCAAGUGCUACACUCAGGCUGUUGAUGCUUGUUACGAGGCCUACAACACUCGCGAGGCUCAGCUGAAGUCCAAGGCCAAUGGUGCUGCUAACGGCAACGGUGUCCACGCCGAGCCCGAGACUCCUCUUGACCGCUUCGAUCACAUGUGCUUCCACGCCCCUACAUGCAAGCUGGUUUCCAAGUCUUACGCCCGCAUGCUCUACAACGACUACAAGAAGAACCCCGAGAACCCUAUCUUCGCCGAGGUUCCUGCCGAGCUCAAGGGUAUGGACGUCGAGACCUCAUACAGCGACAAGACCGUCGAGAAGACCUUCAUGGCCCUCUCCAGGAAGCGCUUCGCUGCUCGCGUGCAGCCUUCGAUCCAGGUCCCCACCAUGUGUGGUAACAUGUACUGCGGAUCCGUCUACGGUUCGCUCUGCGCUCUUCUCUCCAACGUUUCAUCGCAAGACCUCCAGGGCAAGCGCGUCGGAAUCUUCUCAUACGGAUCAGGCCUCGCCUCAUCCUUCUUCUCGUUCAGAGUUAAGGGCAGCACCGAGGAGAUGAUGAAGCAGAUUGACCUCCAGAACAGACUCGACUCGCGCAGAGUCGUUGCCCCUGAGGUUUACGACGAGAUGUGCAACCUCCGUGAGCGUGCUCACUUGAAGAAGGACUACUCGCCUUCAGGCAACCCUGAGACUCUCUUCCCUGGUACCUACUACCUGACCAAGGUCGACGAGAUGUUCAGAAGAGAGUAUGCCAUCAAGCAGUAA
This is a messenger RNA of Aureobasidium melanogenum CBS 110374, 1386 nucleotides long. RefSeq names its product hydroxymethylglutaryl-CoA synthase. The coding region runs from base 1 to 1386 and encodes 461 amino acids. NCBI's taxonomy places the organism in Eukaryota, Fungi, Ascomycota, Dothideomycetes, Dothideales, Saccotheciaceae. Gene Ontology annotation, biological process: acetyl-CoA metabolic process; ergosterol biosynthetic process. The transcript is spliced from 3 exons. Gene Ontology annotation, molecular function: hydroxymethylglutaryl-CoA synthase activity. The record is from RefSeq and is a predicted model, not a curated record.